Molecule: messenger RNA, 1056 nt
Organism: Penicillium lagena
Lineage: Eukaryota; Fungi; Ascomycota; Eurotiomycetes; Eurotiales; Aspergillaceae
Product: basic helix-loop-helix domain-containing protein
Exons: 2
Coding region: 1-1056 (351 amino acids)
Molecular function (GO): protein dimerization activity
Source: RefSeq, a predicted model, not a curated record
AUGGUUACAGCGAGUCAACAGCCAACUUCGUCCUCAACAGGGCCCUCCAAGGCCAAAAAGAAGCGUAUCCGUAACUGGACGGCCGAAGACCGGGCCGUGCACCGGCAGUUUGAGAAAUCCCGUCGCGAAGCCUUUAGUGAACGCCUUCUGGAGCUAGUACGGCUAAUUCCAAUUCUGAAGGAAGAAACCCGGCCUUCGAAACAUAUCAUUAUCGAUGCCAGUAUCUCGUACCACAAGACCCAGCAGAGCAGAUGUUCUCGCGCUACGGAAACAAUCAACGCGUUGAUCGCAGAACGGAAUGAUCUGCUGCAAGAGGUGAAUGCCCUUCGCGCCCUUUACCGCUCCGGUGCAUGCGAGCCGCGCCAAGCGAGACCACUCAAUCCUACGGUGCAGGAUAUGCUGGCUCACAAUGACAUGGGGUUGGUUUCAGAUCCUGCGGGAGAUAUUACUAGCAACACUAUGAAUAGACAGCUAGAUAGUCUUCCGCAGGCACCGCUGCCAAGGAAGAGCUCACCAUUAACCCGACAGCAAGCUCGCCUUCCCACUCCUGCUGCCGGGCCUCACGAAUCGGGUGUUUCUGCUACACCUGCUGAUCCUGUAUUGUUAUCUUUGUCGCCGGGUAUUAAUAUUCAAAGCCCGGGUGAUUGGGCUUGGGUUAGUUCCGGCAAUCCUUCUCAUCCAAUUCUCGCACAUUCGAAUUUGCCCGGUGAUACUGCGCCUCUAUGGAACCAAAUUCCGGAUAUUUCAAGUACCACUCCACCAAAGGAUGCGACAAUGGACUUUGAUCAUAAUCCAUCGCACCUUAUUGACGAUACUGCUCUUUUCUGGACUCAAUAUCCCAGUAUUCUGACUACAACAUCUCCCUUGGAAAACAGACUGCGUGAUGACACCAACCAAUCAAAUAUCGAAUACGACUCUACUUUCGACUGGCAUCAUAACCCUAAUACCCCAAAUACUACACCACUAAAUGCGCAUGGGUUUCUUCAUCAAUCUGGAAAUCAAUUCCCCCCAAACAUAGAAAGUCUAGAUCCAGGUACCGAGAUGUUUAUGGCAUGA